GAUUUUGCAUCAUUCUUCCCAGCCUGAGCCUGUUAGUUGUUAAGGAUAAAGAAAUGAAGUAAAACUGGAGACAGCAGAUGGAAAGGAAAUGCUUGCAGACACCCCAGCAUUUAAAAUUGUUUCUCUGGUGCUUAGGAGCGUGUGCCUUUAUUUUGUUUUGUUUUGUUUUGUUUGUCACUUGCCACUUACUUUCUUGCACCUGGUUCUCUGUCAGUAAAUGUUUAUAAGUUGACUAAACUUGUGAAAGGGACACAGGAAUAUUGGCACAGAGAUAAAACGAGUGUCGAUUAAUUCGGCAAGAAGAAGUUUGAAAACAUCAAAUGCUGAGGCCAAAGGAAGAGUGGGAGAGAGUGGGGAGCAGUGGUGGUACAAGCCUGGUAUUCAGGGAAACCUUGAUAUGUGGGUAGGUUUUCCUAGAGAUUGUUAUUGGCAAGAACUGCCAGGCUCACGAGGCAGGUUCUAGUACAGAAGAAGCUGAAAUACACAUGCUGCACACGUGCACAAAAGAUAAUAAAGCCCAGGUAUUAGGUCUUGUGAAAAUGUCUCAGUGAGUGAGUACAGAGUGUUUCCAAUGCAGAGAAAAGCCAGACAUGAAUUAGGAGAUGAUGAGAGAAAGGAGGAAUUGAGGUCAGGGGAAUGGAUUGAAAGGUCUAAGGAUUGAUGCUGUCUGUAACCCAAAUACCAAAGAUAGAAAACAGUCUGGCUCUCCUGCGCCGGGGAGAUCGUGUGUUACUUGAGUAGUUUUACAUACUGUCAUCCUGGGUUUUCAGCCUUCCUCUGUAUGUUCCUAUUGGUGCAGAGGGAGGAGAAGCAGCUUGAGGCAUCAUUAGAUGCACUGCUGAGUCAAGUGGCUGAUCUGAAGAACUCACUGGGGAGUUUCAUUUACAAGUUGGAGAACGAGUAUGACCGGCUGACCUGGCCCUCUGUCCUGGACAGCUUUGCUUUGCUCUCCGGACAGCUGAACACUUUGAACAAGGUCUUGAAGCAUGAAAAGACACCACUGUUCCGUAACCAGGUCAUCAUCCCUCUGGUGCUGUCCCCAGACCGCGAUGAAGAUCUUAUGCGGCAGACUGAAGGACGAGUGCCUGUUUUCAGCCAUGAGGUGGUCCCUGACCAUCUGAGAACCAAGCCCGACCCUGAGGUGGAAGAACAAGAAAAGCAGCUAACCACAGAUGCGGCCCGCAUUGGUGCUGAUGCAGCUCAGAAGCAGAUCCAGAGCUUAAAUAAAAUGUGCUCAAACCUUCUGGAGAAAAUCAGCAAAGAGGAACGGGAAUCGGAGAGUGGAGGUCUCCGGCCAAACAAGCAGACCUUUAACCCUGCAGACACCAAUGCCUUAGUAGCUGCCGUGGCCUUUGGGAAGGGGCUGUCUAACUGGAGACCUUCAGGUAGCAGUGGUCCUGGCCAGCCAGGCCAGCCCGGAGCUGGGACCAUCCUUGCCGGAGCCUCAGGACUGCAGCAGGUGCAGAUGGCAGGAGCUCCAAGCCAGCAGCAGCCGCUGCUCAGUGGCGUACAAAUGGCUCAAGCAGGUCAAACAGGGAAAAUGCCAAGUGGAAUAAAAACCAACAUCAAGUCAGCUUCUAUGCAUCCCUACCAGCGGUGAGUGUGGCCGGCAACCUCCACUCCCCGGAGCCCCUUGCAGAGCUGGGCGGUGAAAUUGCCUUCUUCCCUAAGCUGAACUAGAUGGGUACAAUAAAGAGAACAUGGGCUUUUGGCACCAGACAGAUCCCGGCUCCACCACUGACUGACUGAGUGACCUUGGGCAAGUGACUUAAUUUUUCUCAGCCUGUUUUCUUGUUUGUAAAUGGCAAUGAUACCUACCUCCUAGGGAUGUUGUAAGGAUUAAAAAGAGAAAUGAAUGUAAAAUACUUAGUACAGUCUGUGAAAUGACGGGUAUUCAAUAAAUGAUAGUUUCUACA
Messenger RNA from Lontra canadensis (Northern American river otter), 1916 nucleotides. RefSeq names its product mediator complex subunit 8 (gene MED8). The record is from RefSeq and is a predicted model, not a curated record. Gene Ontology annotation, biological process: regulation of transcription by RNA polymerase II. Gene Ontology annotation, molecular function: RNA polymerase II cis-regulatory region sequence-specific DNA binding; transcription coregulator activity. Bases 782 to 1600 code for a protein of 272 amino acids. NCBI's taxonomy places the organism in Eukaryota, Metazoa, Chordata, Mammalia, Carnivora, Mustelidae. Gene Ontology annotation, cellular component: mediator complex; core mediator complex. The transcript is spliced from 7 exons.